AUGACCUCCAAAGGACGCCUCGUAAAGCUCCCAACAAUACCGAACCGACCGGGCGGGCUGGCGGGGGGGGUUGGUCGGGCUGGCCGCCAAGGCCGGGUGGAGCUCGUGGUGGUGGCGGUUGCCCCCAGUGGGUUGGUGGGGGACGCGCGGGGACGAUCCGGAUCGGCCGCCGGCGCCCGCAGCCGGCCGCCAUCAGCGGAAGAGAAGGGGGGGGGGGCCCCACGGGCCAGGGCGCGGGUGGAAUGGGGCGCGCAAGCGGGAGCGACAAAAAGGCACAACAGGGGCACCCACACCAACAUGGUGGGCCAAGGCUGGGGGUGCCACCAGGGGUACAGAGCACGGACGGUCGGUCCGGUGCGUGGUGUGUGCGAGUGCCGCGACGGGGGGGGUGGGGGGGCGGUGCGUGGAAUGGGGUGGGGCCCGCCGGCGACGCCAACGGCCCGCGCGUCAGGGAAGCGGGAAGCCCAACCCAGGAGGGGCGGGGGGGGGGGGCAAAGGGGCCAGGGAAAAGGUCCAAAGGGGGCCAAACCAAGCAGGGGACAACAAGGGACAAGGCCACCUGCCGGCGACAAAGGGGGGAGACGGUACAGUGGGGGUGAUUGUGGGGGGUGGGUACUGGAGCCCACCGCAGGUGGGGUGGUAGUGGCGGCGAGGGGUGUGGGUACGAGUGGGUGGUAG
Hevea brasiliensis (rubber tree) is the source of this 678-nucleotide messenger RNA. Its product is annotated as glycine-rich cell wall structural protein 1.8-like. Lineage: Eukaryota; Viridiplantae; Streptophyta; Magnoliopsida; Malpighiales; Euphorbiaceae. The record is from RefSeq and is a predicted model, not a curated record. Bases 1 to 678 code for a protein of 225 amino acids. The transcript has a single exon.